Ceratotherium simum simum (southern white rhinoceros) is the source of this 1868-nucleotide messenger RNA. NCBI's taxonomy places the organism in Eukaryota, Metazoa, Chordata, Mammalia, Perissodactyla, Rhinocerotidae. The record is from RefSeq and is a predicted model, not a curated record.
AUGAUUCUGAAAAAGACCCCCUGGUUGUGGAACACAAGGCACUGCUGGUACAACUAUCCCUACCAGCCACUCACAACUGACCUUCACUACUAUUAUAUCCUGGAGCUGUCGUUUUAUUGGUCUUUAAUGUUUUCCCAGUUCACUGAUAUCAAAAGAAAGGACUUUGGCAUUAUGUUCCUGCAUCACCUUGUAACUAUUUGCUUGAUUACCUUUUCAUAUGUCAACAAUAUGGCCCGAGUAGGGACCCUGGUCCUCUGUCUUCACGAUUCAGCUGAUGCUCUUUUAGAGGCUGCCAAAAUGGCAAAUUAUGCCAAGUUUCAGAAAAUUUGUGAUCUCCUGUUUGUUAUGUUUGCCAUGGUUUUCAUCACCACACGAUUGGGUAUAUUUCCUCUCUGGGUGUUAAAUACCACAUUAUUUGAAAGUUGGGAGAUCGUUGGACCUUACCCUUCCUGGUGGGUUUUUAACCUGCUGCUGUUGCUAAUACAAGGCUUGAACUGCUUCUGGUCUUACCUGAUCGUAAAAAUAGCCUGCAAAGCUAUUUCAAAAGGCAAGGCUGGGAAGUGGAACCCUUUACAUGUGUCCAAGGAUGAUCGAAGUGAUAUUGAGUCUAGCUCAGAUGAGGAAGACUCGGAACCUCCAGGGAAGAACCUCCACACUGCGACCACCACUAAUGGGACCAGUGGUACCAACGGGUAUCUCCUGACCGGCCCUUGCUCCGCGGAUGAUUAAUUCCUCAAAACUAGAAGUCCCGAACAAAGUGAACUGUUUGUUCCUGGAAGUAUUUAAUGAGUUGCAAAUGCAGUUCCUUUCAUAAUAUCUCAGCACCAGAAACAAAAAUUAGGAUUGUCAAAGCAUUUUGAAUAGCGCACUGCCAUAUGUUCUGUCUGUGAAUGAAGAAGAAUUACCAUUCUCUAUAUGUAGGCAUGCUGUAUGUAAUUGACACAAGGGAACAGUAUUUGCAUUUGUACUGUCUUAGAAUAUUAUUUAUUUUUUGUAUUUGUUUGUAAAUCUGUGGACAAAAGAGGGUUUCCUCACUCCUUUUACUCUCUGGGUACAUAACAGUGAGGGAGAUGCUCUAUCUGCUUCUACUCUUUCCUAUUGCUGUAACUCAGUCUGCUAGGAGCAUCAGCUUAAUUGGUCUCUUAGAGCAAUCAAAACCCAGCACAAGAUUCUGAUGCAGCUCCCAAUGGGUUUGCUUUCUUUGUGUUAGUGCCCAUUAUGAAAUGGCCUAUACAGUCUCAGUCACCAUUCUCCCAGUAUAAAGUUUAAACAAGAUGAGCUAGGUUUUUUAAUUGUCACUCUUCAUGGUCAAUUAGCAGUUCACAUUAAAGAGUAUGGUUAUUGGAGGGCUUUUUAAAAACUGUUUUGUAUUAAAUUGCUUUGGAAUAGACUUCAUUUCUUGUGUACACAGCCAGGAUUUCUUCAAUGGGUGUGGUAGCUAGUUGGGAAUUAACCUUGUGGGUUACAGAGAUUUUUUUAUUCUCAAUUAUGAGGUCAGUGCUCUGGCUCUGAGAAAUACAUUUGCUUAAGGUCAUAGUUAUAAGCAAAAAAAAAAAAAUCACUCUUAAUAUUGGGAUUUUGCCCUGUGAUCUGAGAAAAUCAUAAAGAGAUCAGCUGAUUUCAACCAGAUUUUACCACUACCCCUGUAAUUAGCACAGUCUUCUAUCAUGUCUUGAAGAAAAGAAGCUAAGUAUAUUUUGGGACAGAAAAAAGAGACUUUCAAGAGUUGGCAAAGGUCACCUCUAGUGCAAAGCACUCUAUUGGAACCAGCUUUCAAGAAAGUGCCCUAUCUAGUAUUUGCUAUUGAUGUUUUUCUUUCUCUGAACAAAAUAAAGCCACUGGGAGAAAGACUAUUUUACCCUUUGCCU